Perca fluviatilis (European perch) is the source of this 1462-nucleotide messenger RNA. It is a transcript of the gene sirt6, whose product is annotated as sirtuin 6. The transcript has 8 exons. Bases 120 to 1175 code for a protein of 351 amino acids. Gene Ontology annotation, molecular function: NAD+ binding. The record is from RefSeq and is a predicted model, not a curated record. Lineage: Eukaryota; Metazoa; Chordata; Actinopteri; Perciformes; Percidae.
GCAGUUUUAAAUAACCGCCUGGGAGCUUCUACCACUCUCUAUGCGUAUGACACAGGAACAGCUUUCUAAACAAGUAUAAUAGUAGUAUAAUAAACCUACUAGCUAUACCAACUACAGCCAUGUCUGUGAAUUAUGCUGCCGGGCUCUCACCGUACGCAGAUAAAGGUGUUUGCGGACUUCCCGAGAUGUUUGACAGUCCUGAGGAGCUAAAGGCGAAGGUGGAAACCCUCGCUCAGUUGAUAAAAGAAUCACAGUACCUGGUUGUCCACUCUGGAGCAGGAAUCAGCACCGCAGCAGGCAUCCCCGACUUCAGGGGCCCAAAGGGUGUGUGGACGUUAGAAGAAAAGGGGGAGUCACCUCACUUUGACACCACAUUUGAAGAAGCCCGACCCAGCUUGACUCACAUGGCCCUCUUGGGACUGCAGAGGGCCGGCUACCUCAAGUAUCUCAUCAGCCAGAAUGUGGACGGCCUACAUGUCCGAUCAGGCUUCCCCAGGGAUAUGUUAUCAGAGCUUCAUGGAAAUAUGUUUGUAGAGGAGUGUGAGAAGUGUGGCAGGCAGUAUGUCAGAGAAAAAGUGAUUGGUGUAAUGGGACUGAAACCGACAGGACGUUACUGUGAUGUUGUACGAUCCAGAGGACUCAGAGCCUGCAGAGGAAAGCUGAUAAGCACUAUCCUGGAUUGGGAGGAUGCUCUUCCUGACAGAGACCUGAACAAAGCAGAAGAUAGCAGCAGACGAGCAGACCUGGCACUGACGCUGGGCACCUCCCUGCAGAUCAAACCCAGCGGAGACCUUCCACUUCUCACCAAGCGCAAAGGAGGGAAACUGGCCAUUGUCAACCUGCAGCCCACGAAACACGACAAGCAUGCACACCUGCGUAUCCAUAGUUACGUGGACGAUGUCAUGAAACAGCUGAUGGAGCUGCUGGGAUUGGACAUCCCAAAGUGGGAGGGUCCGACUGUCUGCGAGAGCUCCAAAGCCAACUCUGAGUCCGCCACCGAUGUCAAACCACCGCGUGCAAUUACAGCAAAGAAAAAGGGGAAAAAGGACCUGAUUAAGGUGGAGAGGAAAAGAGACACAACGGCACUAACAGACGAUGGGAGUGUUAAGGAGGAGACGGUGUCAGUAAAGAGGGAGAGAGCAGAUUCCUCAGUGGAGAUAAAAGAAGAGAAAUAGCCUCAGGUAUUUCUUUCACAAACCCGUCCACAAAUAACUGAGGGUGCUUGGUUUGAUCAGAUUCAGAGAACAGAGAUUCUUCUCAUCUAAUGCCCUCUGGAGCAAAGACUCUUCUAGUACUGUAGCAUUUUUUUUUUAUACCUAAUACCUGAUUUGUACAUGGAGUACCUGCACUGCUUUCUGGCUGUAAAUGGACCAUAAUCACACUGUACGUUUCUAGGAAAAUGUUUUUAUAUCAGGAAAAAAGCAUUGUACUCUGAUGGAAAAAGUCACUUUACUGUUUAAAA